Messenger RNA from Myripristis murdjan (pinecone soldierfish), 5059 nucleotides. RefSeq names its product La ribonucleoprotein 4Aa (gene larp4aa). The record is from RefSeq and is a predicted model, not a curated record. NCBI's taxonomy places the organism in Eukaryota, Metazoa, Chordata, Actinopteri, Holocentriformes, Holocentridae. Gene Ontology annotation, cellular component: cytosol; cytoplasmic stress granule. Gene Ontology annotation, molecular function: mRNA 3'-UTR binding. The transcript is spliced from 17 exons. Gene Ontology annotation, biological process: positive regulation of translation. The coding region runs from base 447 to 2858 and encodes 803 amino acids.
GAACUCGCAAUGCCAGCCGGGACGUCGGCGGACCGUCUGCCUGCGCCGAGGAGAGCUGCGUGUCCCCAGUGUCCGCUUCGGUCGCCCGGUUAGGAAUGCGCCUCACGAACCCGGAGUGUGUGGAAAUACUGGAUGAAACGCUGCUAGGGACGAUGAUCUAAGGAGCGUCAUGGUUUGGCAUCAUUUACACAUCUAGUAUCCCAGCGGCCAAGUUUGAUUCAUUCAGCUAGCUGACGUUAGCCCGUUUCGUUGAUUCACACCGAGCUAAGUGUGUAGCAUACGUGCUAACCCUAGCUAGUUUCAGUGUGUUGCUGGCCAACCCAGUCGGAACAGGAGCGCAUCGGACUGACUGCUCAACACAGCCGGUAUUUCGACAAGAAGAGUCGGUGGUGGCAAGCGGGGGGCCGGGAGAACGAGACGGGGUAGACGUGAGUCAGGAGCGGCUGAUGAGUUCAGACCAGGGCGGAGAGCCGCCGCUGCUGCAGGAGGAGGCUGAUCCGGGACCGAAGACCGGUGGGAAGGACGAGGCUCCGCUGGGGACCGAGGGAGGGUCAGGCGGCAUGGUCACCUCUAAGGGCGCCGGUCUGAACCCUAAUGCCAAGGUGUGGCAGGAGAUCCCAGUGGCCCCCAGCGAGGUGGUUACUGAUAGCUCUCAUUGGUCGCCCUCAGAUGUCACUGAGGGUUAUUCUGAGCCUUUGUCCACUGGGUGCAAGCAGUACACGGUGGGUUUCCCGACCCUGGAGGACAGCAGCUCCACAGCCACAGCUGAGAUAGCAGUGAAUGGAAUGGACCCUCCAGAGCUGGGCUUUUCCCCCGCUGAGUCCACCACAGGGACUGCAGUCGUCUCCAAAGCUGAGGAACAGCCGAUUUCCUCUGAGAAUCUGCGCGAAUCUCUGAAGAAAGAGCUGGAGUUCUACUUCUCUAGAGAAAACCUGUCGAAGGAUUUGUACCUGAUGUCCCAGAUGGACAGUGACCAGUUUGUCCCAAUUUGGACUAUAGCCAGCAUGGAGGGCAUCAAGGUCCUCACUACUGACAUGGAGCUCAUCCUGGAUGUCCUGAGAUCCUCUCCGAUGGUACAAGUGGAUGAGAAAGGAGAGAAAGUACGUCCUAAUCACAAGCGGUGCAUUAUCAUCCUGAGGGAGGUCCCUGAAACCACUCCUGUCGAGGAAGUCGAGUCGCUGUUCAAAAACGAAAACUGUCCAAAGGUGAUAAGUGUUGAGUUUGCGCACAACAACAACUGGUACAUCACAUUCCAAUCAGAUACGGAUGCUCAACAGGCAUACAAAUAUUUGAGAGAGGAAGUUAAAACAUUUCAGGGAAAACCCAUCAUGGCCAGGAUAAAGGCCAUCAACACCUUCUUUGCGAAGAAUGGCUACCGUAGCAUGGACAGCAGCCUGUACGCCCAGCAGUCCCAGAGCCAGUCCCAGUACAACUCGCCCCUCUACAUGCAGCACGUCUAUCCCCAGCAGCAGUACCCGGUCUAUGGCAUUGUCCCGCCCACCUGGACGCCGUCUCCCACGCCCUACUUCGAAACUCCUUUGGCACCGUUUCCCAACAGUAGCUUUGUCAAUGGAUUUGGCUCUGCUGGACACUACAAAACUAGCUCCAACUCUCUUAAUAUUACACGCCCAUUCAACAGAAACCGUGUCCCCCUCUAUUCAAGAAAGAAUGUAAUAAAUGCCUUCAGAAACCAUGUGAAGCCUCAGGUGAGGACAGGCGAGGUGACUCCGGCAUCCAUCACUCCUGUCCCUCUGGAGAGUCUGACUGGCCUGCGCAGCCCGCAGCCGCCCGCUGCCACCACCACCACUAACCCGAUCCCAACACCCACUGACCUGAGCUCGGUGUUCCCACACCUCUCUUCUUCCUCCUCGGACCCCAGUGACGACAGCGGCAUGGCUGGACGUGGACGACGGAGCACUACCUACAGAGGAACACGGAGGAGGCGAGAGGAUGAUCGAAUUACGAGGCCUGUACCGCUGGCAGAGGUCAAGGUUUCUCCUCCCAAGUUUGACUUGGCAGCCACCAAUUUCCCUCCUCUACCUGGCUGUGUGGUCAGCACACAGGGGGAGCCAGUGUUAGAAAACCGAAUGUCAGAUGUCGUACGCGGUUUGAACAGAGACAAGACCGAACAAGCCAAUAAAGAAGCCACUGUGAGUGCAGGUUCAGGCCAAGGCCCAGUCACAGAGGAGGCUGUGGCUGUCUCAAGUCCUGCCCAGACGGCAGCAAAAUCUGCACAACCACUUGGACCCUCGGCCCCCAGUAUCAGUCGUCAGGAGAAGAGGGGGGAAAGGGCGGAGGUCUCUGUUCCAAAAGUGACCCCAACUACACCCGUUCAGCCUUCGGCCACCCCAUCCUCCUGCACACAGCCCGUGCCUAGCGCCAGGCCUCAGCCCUGUGCUGCCUCCACACCAGCCACCCCCAGCACGCAAGCCCCUGCUACAGCCACCAUUGCCACCCCUACACAGGAGCCUCGUAAGCUCAGCUAUGCCGAGGUGUGCCAGCGACCACCAAAAGACCCCCCUCCUGUGGCUCCCGCCCCAGCCCCCUCCGGCACCGCGUCAGGCCAGCCGUUGCGGGAGUUGCGCGUGAACAAGGCAGAGGAGCAGGGCUCCAGCAGCGGCGCUGGAGAAAAACAGGAGAAAGCCCAUGACAGGGAGGGGGGAUGGGAAUGCAAGGAAAGCCGGCCUCCGCGUGAACGUGAUUCCCAAGGCUACUACCGCAGCAAUGGCCCCAGAGGCACUGGGGGCCUCAAGUUUCGUGACCAGAGGCGCCCCCCUCCGGCUCGACGCAGUUCCCCCCAGGGAGGGUAUAGGCACACUGGCAAAGAGCAAAAUAUCCCACCAGUAUCGCCAAAGUAAAAACUUGAUGUGAAUGGAAAAAAAGAUGUAUGAAUAUAUACAUGGAUAUAUAUAAAUAUAUAAAAAUGAAUAACAUAAAAGCAACAACAUUAUGGUAGCCACCUCCCCCCCUGGAACUUGUCCAAAGAAAAGCUUUUAAAACUACAAUAAGACUGGGACAUCCAGGACAAAUGGGCAAAAAACAUCAUCUCAAGAAGUGUGAACUUUCAAGAGUGAUAUGAAAAGGAAACAAUCUUGUUUUGGCCUCCAGCAAAUGCUUAAAAGAAUUUAAGUCGGUGUGGUUUAUCUGGAGGUCAUUUCCUCUCAGCUCUGCUGGGGAGAGGUGGGAUUCUGGGUCCUGUAAAUGGCCCUCUACCUUUUUUGAUUUUAAAGAAUAGAUGUUGGUCUGCAAGGAACAUAUGCACUAAGAAGAAAAGAACAUGCAUAUAUGUCAUGUACAUAUACAAAGAUAUCACUAACACGCAAUGAGACAUCAGUUUUUUUUCCUUGUGUGCUUACGUUUGCAAGAAUGACAGACAGGUUGACUGAUACCUGUGUAUGCAUUGAUUGUUAAGCAAAAUGAUUGGGGUGCUGCAGAUUGCUGUUGCACUGAUUAUAAUGAAAUGGAUAAUUUUGAUUUUUACAUCAGAGAUUCAGAAUCAUUGUCCCAAAACUGGGCAGUGUAGUCCUCUAAUGUAUAUUAAUGAAAUCUGUACUAUGGUGGUAUUUUGAUCCUGGUUAAUGAUUGGCUUAAAUGUAUCAGUAAGAUAUCAAAUCUUUGGUGACGUAAGCCACAGUCAUGCCUGUAGUCCGCACAUUGGGUGGUUUUGUUUGAAGCCGAAUCCACUUUGGGGUGGCCACCGGCCAGUUAGCCAAGCUGAACCUGCCUGGUCCAGAGUUUUUCAUGUUAAGUUGUUUGAUCCCUCAUCUGAAAUGUUUUGGAUCCCCCCGCCCUCCACUGGAUUCAGAACAUUGUCAUGGUGAUAAUCAGUCAGACUCUGUUUACAAGUUUCUUUGCGUAGUAGGGCAAUGCUAAUUUUCUGAGAGGAAACAGGAAUGGGUUUAAUAGUCCCUUGUGGCUAUGUAAUGAUGGUUUAGUUGAGAGCUGGCUUUUCUACAUCAACACAGGAUAUCCAGGUUAAGCUUAUAUUUGUGUAUUGUUCUUAACAAGGAUAUAGUGUCAAAAGUAGGCUGGAGAGUGCUGUUAGGUCAGGAUGGGAGCUACAAAACAUUUGGCAGCCAAGUCAAGGGUAUAAGAAAAUCGGAACAUUUUCAUGUGCUAUGUGCCAGCUGCCUAUGAUCAUAGUCGACUUGGAUAGGCUGAAAGUUUUGAGUUGUAUCAUCAAAGUCUGCUAAAUAAUGUAGUCUUGAGGGAUCUUUUGGCUCAAGUUAAACUGGAUGUUGAAAAAACUGUAGAGAUGUAGUUGCCUUUGCUAUAUUGUAAUAACCCUUCACUAGAAAUGUGUGUGGGAGAAUGUAAUUGUUCUAGUACAGAAUUUACAGAGGGAGACUUGUCAGCAGGUAUCCACCAGAUUGUUUUGUGCUUUUAGGGUGAGUUUGCUGUUUUUGUUAUGUUUUUUUUUUUUUUUUCUUUUUUUUCUUUUUUGGAAAAACAGACAGAUUGACUUAGAAUUUGCAGUUUGACUCACUGUAUGUAUUGCUUUUUAAAUUUAUUUAUUUUAAUCCUAAUGUGCAACGCUUUUUCCCAAUCUUGGUAGGCUGGUUUCCCCAAAGUUGUGUGAAAUCACAUUGGCAAAGAAAAAUCACGCAUAUGACAUUUAUAUAUUGUUCGAGAUGUCAGCCGAGAGAAUACUUGAUGCAUUGACUUUGGGUUUAGUAAUGCAGUAAAUGAGUAACCAAUCACUGGGGCUGUUAUUUCUUUUUCAUUAAUGAGUAUGAGCAGCUAGCGAUUUAGUGUAAUUAAAUAAAUGCACUAACUUUUUUUGUGUUUUUUUUUUUUGUUUUGUUUUUUUUUUAAGAAUCUUACUCAAGUAAUGUGAAAUCAUUUUAGAAGCAUAUGGUUGAUGUUGAAAGGCUUGCAAAAAAAAAAAUCUACAGGACUUGCUUUUUUUUUUUUUCUUUCCUCCAUAUGUUUGGGUUAUUUUCUGUUAAUUUGGGUUGGGGUGGCAAAAAGCAAAUAUAGUAAUGGAUCAAUUAAGUGUUUGAGACACAAUUCUAGAACUGUAUGAAAUGUCACCAAAAAUAAAUUAUUUUGAUUUGGC